AAAGUCUAGACAACUCUUUAAACAACUCAAAAACUCGCGCUCACUUCUCACUUGUUCUCAGUUCUCAGUUCUCAAUUCUCAGUUGCGCUUACACGCGUUUACUCCCGCAUACUUGGGACUUGGGCUUAGGCGACUCAGCCCGUCAGCCGCUCAGUCGACUAUCGAGAACUAUCGAGUCCUCAAGGCUCUAUACAUAAUUAAUUUUCUCUUUUUUAAUACACACAUAAUUAUUUUAAAAAGUUAUAAUAAAUGUAUCACCUACAACACUCUGCUGCACCCUUUUAUUACUUUUUUUUAUUAUUGUUUUUAUUAUACCUAAAAGUGUUAUCACAAAUUUAAAAAUAUUUUAUGAAUAUUGGAUCUUCAAUAUUUUACUUCAAAAAGGUGACUGAAGAAACCCUGGAUGCUGUGGCCUACGUUGGGGGAUGAUGGGCUGAGUCCCUCGUUGCCUCAAGGGCCUCCUCCUCUUCCUCCACCUCAUUUACCCCCUCAUCGGGUCAAUAAAACACCGUGUAAACUUGGCCCAUUAUUAUUGUGCACACCUUGCAAGCCGGUUACACAGAAAAAGCAUGAUACCACUCAGUGGUACUUUCACCAGCCCACGUGGCGUUUAUGGGGCGAGGAAAGAUGUGAUGGAGUUAUUUAUACAGUGUACCUGAAGAAAGUAAGAUAUCAUCGACCAACAAAAAGUAUUACAACAUCAGAUUCAGACGAUGAAAUUUCACAUCUUGAAUGGGAGACAGUGCGUGUACGAUUUUUAAAAGCCGGAACAGUAAAGAAAUUAGUUGAAAGUCUUGCUAAUGAUGAUGGAGAAUUGGAAUCAACUUAUAUAAAUGUAUUUUUAGCAACAUAUCGUGCAUUUACAACUCCAAGGGAAGUAUUAGAACUACUUUUGACACGUUACGAUGAUCUUAAUGACAGUAAAAAUGGUCAAACUACAGAGCAGCAUCGUAAAACUUUGAUACAGGCAUUACAUGUAUGGUUGGAUGCUUAUCCAAGUGAUUGGAAAUCACCACCAAAUCAUCAACUUCUUACAAGAUUACUUGACUUUACACAUCGAAGACUGCCUGGGUCGGAAUUAGAACUUAAAACAAGACAUCGUCUUCAUAGGUUUCAGUGUCAAGAUGAAAUUGAUAAUUGUAUAAUUUAUGAAAAUGGUGGGAGAUUUAAUGGGCCAGUAAAUAAUAAAGUAGAAAUAGGAGCCGUAGCCGUAGCCGCAGCAGCAGCAGCAGAGUCAUUUGGUAGUGAUGAUAACCUAUCAGAUGGAGGAUAUAAAUUUCCUGAGGUACCACAUCGUCAUUUUGCUGAACAGUUGACACGUAUGGAUGCUGAUGUGUUUAAAAAAUUAAUAGCACAUCAGUGUUUAGGUGCCGUAUGGUCACGACGUGAUAGAUCACGCAGUCAUGAUGCUGCAACUGUAUUGGCAACUGUUAAUCAAUUUAAUGCCGUAUCAUUACGAGUAAUAUCAACAAUUUUAAUUGAUCCAUCAAUAAAAUCACAAGAACGUGCUAAAAUAAUUGAAACUUGGAUUGAUAUUGCUCAAGAACUGAGGAUAUUAAAAAAUUUUAGUAGUUUAAAAGCUAUAGUUUCUGGAUUACAAAGUAAUCCGGUUUAUAGAUUAGAAAAAUGUUGGCAAUAUAUCCCACGUGAUAAAUAUGAAAUUUUUAUGGAGCUAGAGAGAAUUUUUUCGGAAGAAAAUAAUGCUUGGACCCAACGAGAAUUAUUAAUAAAAGAGGGUACUGCUAAAUUUGCCGAUACUGCUGGAAGAAGUGAUCGACAUUUGCAAAAAAUAUUCCAAAAACAAAAUACUCAUGCCGGUAAAAUAUCAUAUGGUACUAUACCGUAUCUUGGGACAUUUUUAACAGAUUUAACAAUGAUUGACACCGCUAUACCUGAUACAGUAGCUGAAGGACUGAUAAAUUUUGACAAACGACGAAAAGAAUUUGAAGUACUUGCACGGAUACGUUUACUUCAAGGUGCUGCUAAUGCUUAUAAUUUUACUACAGAUCUACUGUUUGAUCAGUGGUUUCAUUCAAUAAUUGUUCUUGAUGAUCGUGAAGCUUAUAAACUCAGUUGUCAAAUAGAAUCACCACCACCUGGCAAUAAUACUAUUCAACAUCGUAAGAAAAAAAAUCACCAAGGUCAUCGUAAAAAUGAUUCUCUUGCAUCAACUUCCAGUUCAAGUUCAUCUCAAUUUUAUUGUGACCUCGAUUCACUUCCAAGUUCACCCCAUAAUUCACUAGAUAGACGAACAUCACCCUCUCAAAUGUCUAGCUCGUCUUCCAGUUCAUCAUUGCCUUCCUUAGACGUCAGUUUAGGUUCUGGCGAAGGAGGUAACAAUAACAUAAAUAAUAAUAAUAUUAAUAAUGGAACAAUGUUAAAUAUAACUAGCAAUGGUAGUAGUACACAAAAUUUAAUUGGUUUAUCAAGUCCAAGUAAUUCACAUAAAAUUUCACCAGACUUUUAUAUUAUUAAAGUAACUAUUGAAACAGAUAAUGUUGAAACUGAAGGUGUUAUUAUGUAUAAAUCAAUAAUGUUAUCUAAUAAUGAACGUACACCACAGGUUAUAAGAAAUGCAAUGUUAAAAUUAUGUAUUGAAGGUAGUCCAGAUCAAUAUACACUUGCCCAAAUAUUACCUGAUAGAGAAAUGGUAUUACCUAGUUCGGCAAAUGUUUACUACGCAGUUAAUACUCAGCAUAAUCUUAAUUUUAUACUUAGACCACGUAAAGAUUUAAAUGACAGUGUCCUCCUCGACAGUCCAAAAAAUAAAUCUAAUAGUAAAAGAUGAUAAAAGAUAACAUAUAAUUAAUUAAUUAAAUAAUUUUAGGUGAGAUAAAUAAUCAUGCAAACAUUAUUAAUUUUAUAACAUAUAAUAAUGGUUGUCAAUGUAUCACCUAAAUCAUCAUAACAAACUAUUUAUUUUUAAAGUUAACUAAUUAUCGGGACUUUAGCUUAUUAAUUUGUGUGUGUUAUUAUUUUAUCCAUUGAUAAAAAAAAAUUAUUGUUGUUAUUGUUAUUGAUAGAUCAAGUAAUUUCAAGUUGUUUAAGUUUUUUGUUGUCUAUUUAUUGAUUACUUGAUUAGUAAUUGGUUAUCAAUUACUGAUUUUACUUAAAACAACACACACACACACACACACACACACACACACACACACACACACACACACACACACACACACACACACACACACACACACAAAUAAAGGUAGUGUCGCUCUUGCCGUUGAUUUUAUUACUUGGUACAUUAAUUGAUAGUAUGUAUACCUAUUAAACAACAAUAUAUAUAAUUAUACAGUUAAUAUAAUCAAUCUAGUAUUAUUUUCUGCAUGACAAUAAUUAAUCAUUAAAUAAAAUAUAAAUUAACAUUAAUGUUGACCAUUUUAUCAUCACUUCAAUACAUGACAUUUAAUGAAGACCAAAAUUACAAUAAACCAUAUACACACACAUAUUUAUAUAUAUAUUAAAAUUUUCUAUGACUUUAACUUAUUAUAAAACGAAAUGAAAAAGAAAAAAAAGACGAUAAUAAUAAUAAUAAUAAUAAUAAUAAUAAGUAGUAUAUUCAAUUUAAUUAACGUAUAAAUGUAAAUGAUUAAAAAAAAAAAAAAUAAUUUUUUGUAAAUACUUGUACGAAAUUAAAAUUAUAAUCAAUUAUGUAAUAAUAAAUCAUAUCAACAAUAUUGUAAUAAUUAUAAAAGAAAAAAAAGUUUGUUUAAUGGUGAACCGUACGGAAUUCUGUGAUACUGGAAUCUCUAAAAAAGUAUAAUAUUCGGCUUAUAUAAUUGUAUAAAUAUAUAAAUAAUAAUAAACUAAGAAAAAAAACUUGUACU
Messenger RNA from Microplitis demolitor, 3827 nucleotides. RefSeq names its product ral guanine nucleotide dissociation stimulator (gene Rgl). Bases 404 to 2788 code for a protein of 794 amino acids. The transcript has 6 exons. The record is from RefSeq and is a predicted model, not a curated record. Gene Ontology annotation, cellular component: plasma membrane. NCBI's taxonomy places the organism in Eukaryota, Metazoa, Arthropoda, Insecta, Hymenoptera, Braconidae. Gene Ontology annotation, molecular function: guanyl-nucleotide exchange factor activity. Gene Ontology annotation, biological process: Ras protein signal transduction; positive regulation of GTPase activity.